Messenger RNA from Perkinsus marinus ATCC 50983, 814 nucleotides. RefSeq lists its product as hypothetical. The coding region runs from base 1 to 804 and encodes 267 amino acids. The record is from RefSeq and is a predicted model, not a curated record. The transcript is spliced from 7 exons. NCBI's taxonomy places the organism in Eukaryota, Perkinsozoa, Perkinsida, Perkinsidae.
AUGUUCGGCUAUGGUGCAAGAGCAAGCGCUGAGACUAGCAGUCCCUCACCAGCAGCGUUCGACUACGACCUUUAUGACAUGGCAACUGAAGAGUCUCAGCCUAGUUUGAUCGGUGGUGUUGGGAAAAUAUGGAAAGACUUCAGAGAAGUCGCGUGGAGAGCCCAAGUAGAGAUCGCUGAAUUUUGCGAGGACAUUGAGAGAGCCGUGUCGUUGUUCUGUUGGCGAGAUAAGGGCCUUACUCAUAUUAUGGCUAUGGUCCUUAUAGGAGCAUGCGUUGUUCUCUACUUCGUGCCCGUAUCACUACUACUCUACUUUUACGUCUUAAGUAGAUUUAUGAACGGUUUCAGACGAGGGCGUUGGAAGAAGCUUCUUAGGAAGUGUGCGUUGAGGCACAUCUCGGAAUCACGAAUAGAGAAUAGAAUUCCGCCGACUACGGCUCUAUCUGAGCUGGAUUCGGUACAAGCUCAGAAGAUGUGUUCAUCACUGCGCAGACGGGUUCACGUCGGGCAAGCGUUGUCGGUGAAAGUGCUUCAGUCGUAUGAGGAGGAUGAGGCUUUAGCUGACUGGCUGAGGGAACAGGUCCCUGGGUGUAAACUACCACCGAAGUGGACGAGGAAGGACUGGCUUGACAACUUCAUUGAGCAUGCUCCUACUGGAGAGGAUACGGUAUCGGCUAUAAUGUCGGAUAAGUCAUCCGUUGUGAAGCCUCGAGGGUAUCUCCCAGACCGAAUUCAUAGUAGAAGACAACACAGUGUGAGCAGCGUGAGUGGAGUGCCGAGUAAAGAAGACUUCCACGAUGCGUAGCUUUAUUAUU